Molecule: messenger RNA, 2775 nt
Organism: Daldinia decipiens
Lineage: Eukaryota; Fungi; Ascomycota; Sordariomycetes; Xylariales; Hypoxylaceae
Exons: 4
Coding region: 317-2617 (766 amino acids)
Molecular function (GO): flavin adenine dinucleotide binding; N,N-dimethylaniline monooxygenase activity; NADP binding
Source: RefSeq, a predicted model, not a curated record
ACUGUGUAAAUUGUCCGUUGAUUUUAUGCGUCAAUGGUAAGAUUUGCGCCGGCAAUCGGCGUUUUAUUGAUGCGCCACCUGGAAAUCUAGGUUAUUUCUACCUUUAAUUUACUUUGCCCACGUAAGUUGCAAAAAAGCCACCUAUUAAAAUAUUCUAAGAAAUAAGAAUAGGUUAAUCUACCUAGGUAUUCAGCUUAAGGUUUCGCAAAGUCCGAUACAUUAUAUUUAUUCAUCUCGUUUAUUUUCCCGAAGCAGACACCCAACGAUCUUUACUCGAUUCCACCGUACAUCCCGGACCCUGGUUCGGGUCUGGAUCAUGGCUAAAACUGUUUGUAUCGUUGGCGCUGGCCCUUCUGGUCUUGUAGCAGCGAAGACCUUACUACACGAUACGCCGGGAUGUUCAUUCAAGGUUACCAUCUUCGAAGCCCAGUCCCGAAUCGGUGGACUGUGGCCCAUAAGAAAGGAUGAUGAUGGCGGUCUUGUACAUCCGCUUAUGGUAACCAACCAAAGCAAACAUACCGUCCAAUUUAGCGACUUCGCAUGGCAGGACUCUGUUCCGCAAUUCCCCAGGGCAUGGCAAGUCGGCCAAUACCUAGAACGAUAUAUCAAUGAGUACAGCGGUGCUGAUAUACGGCUCGGACAUAAAGUUGUGAAAGUCGACUUACAAGAUGAUGGCUCGUGGAAUGUACAGACAGAGUCAAGUGAAGGAUCAGAGACGGCUACAUUCGACUACUUGCUCGUCACUACAGGAUUCUUUGGGAAGCCGAUAUGGCCGGAUCAUGUGCCGAAAGAGGCGGACGUACCCAUUAUCCAUAGCAGCGAGUACCGAGAUCUUAAGGGCCUCCUAGAAAGGUCAAGUAAUCCUAGUGGAAAGAUACUUGUCGUCGGUGGACAGAUGUCUGGAAUUGAGACCGCCGCAACUAUCGCGACACAUCUCUCAUCUGCUAUCCACUCACCCGGAAAGAAGAUAAUCGAACAACUCCUCCAAGAACCUCAGAGCUACUCUAUUCAUCACAUCACGAACCGACCCUCAUGGGUCUUCCCACUAUUCACAUCUCCAAAGCCGGCCGCGUCGGCGCCACCGUUUCUCCCAUGCGACUUACCCUCAUAUAAUCUAGCCAACCGGCCACACCCCCUAACAAAUAGUCAAGGUCAUAUAGGCCUCGAAGCGGCACAGACCUCGAACUCGAUCUACCAAUCUGUCUUGGGCACCGAUCAGUCUGAAUUCUCGCCGAAGACUAAGAUCGACGGCCAUUUAUUUAAUGAGCAACCAUUCGUAGCUAUGAGCUCAUACUAUAUGAACUUCGUACAAUCUAAAUUUAUACAAGUCACCAAAGGAAAACUGUCAUCUAUAAAAGGGGACGUUGCUAUAAUUUCUCCGGCGAACAGGAAACUCUCCGACAUUGCCGCCGUGGUUCUAGCGACGGGUUUCGACUCCUCUUUAUCGCUUUCCUUUCUUCCAUCAUCCGUCCUUCAGGCCAUUUCAUACUCCCCUGAGAACCCUAACCUACCCGUUGCGCUCGCCUUCCAUGGAACGCAUCACCCAUCGCUGCCCACUCUGGGCUUCGUAGGCCUGUACCGUUCGCCUUACUGGGGCGUCAUGGAGAUGCAGGCUCGAUUCGUCGCACGGUUAUGGGCAUCAAAUGACCCGCAAUCCCGAGCCCCAGCCCUCCGCCAGGCUCUUGCAGAAGACGACACUAUCGAGCGGACACUGGCCUUACGCACCGACUCGCGUGUAUCGCAGUUCCCGAUGGGAGAUUACUCCUUCCUGAUGCAAGAAUUCUCACGCGCUCUCGACAUCCCUAUUAGCCCUCCUGUAGGUAAUACGCCACCCCUUGCCACAGGUAAGUCCAUGGAUAUCUUGACGCCGGCACGAUACCCCUCUUUCUCCGCAGCUACCGCUCAGAACCCCCGGGCUGCUGAGCAGACAAAGGCAAAUCUACUAGCGACGCACGAGACGGCGCUAGCUGGGCUAUCACGCGGCCGCUUUGUCGCCGGCGCUAUAUUCCGCUCGUUGCUAGGCGAGUGGCGGCUCGAGCGUAAGAUUUCUUCACGGCUACCAUCGCAUCCAAGCGGGCGGUUUUCUGGCACAGCGCGUUUCCUACUACGAGAUGGAACCGAGGAUGGGCUAUCCCCGUCUCUCGUAUCCAAGGCAAAUUCGGAUUCGGGCACGGGUCUCGGACUUGAGUAUCUAUACAUCGAGGAUGGCGUAUUCACGGCGCGGGCCAAUCCUAUACUAACGUUCCGUGCGACGAGACGGUACAUAUGGCGAUAUGAUGAGGCGCGUGAUGUGUUGAGCGUGUGGUUUUCGCGGAUGGAUGACCAUGAACGCGCGGAUUACUUGUUCCAUGAGGUGGAGUUCCUGCUUCCGGUUGAUGAGGCGGACAUGAAAGUCCAAGGCGAGACUACGCCUAUGACUACAGGUGCCGCAGCGGAGGAUAAGGAGAAGGGGAAGAAGGGUUGGUUAGCAAAGGCGAGUCAUAUGUGCAUUGAUGACUUGUACGACGUGCACUACGAAUUCAACUUCAAAGCCGUGAACUUGAAGGAGUGGAAGCUGGGGUACACGGUGAAGGGUCCCAAUAAAGAUUAUACGAUUGAUGGGGUUUACAAGAGAUAGGAUGCCGGCCCUAGAUACGUAUAGCAUAAGUAUAUGGACCCUGGCAAGCGAGUUCGGUAUCAUGAUUAAUACAAGCAGUCGGAGUAUAGGAUAGUUAGGAUUAAGACCAAGGCCUCUUGUACUGACGGCUUAUGGAAGCGUCUGUUAUAGAUUCAUUC